Messenger RNA from Owenia fusiformis, 1180 nucleotides. The record is from the annotation of a GenBank genome assembly. NCBI's taxonomy places the organism in Eukaryota, Metazoa, Annelida, Polychaeta, Sabellida, Oweniidae.
GAUCGUUCAUAGCAUCGACCAAUCAAGAAUCAACAUGCUUAGUGCUGCCAUCUUUGUAGCUGGACUGACUGCAGUUUUUGCCGAGGGAUAUGGAUCCCGGUGCUUCGACUGCAACUAUGCCCCAUCAGGCUACAGCUACCACGUGAACUACUGGAAGCGUGUCUCCUCCAAUGCUGGCUAUGAGGGAUGUGCUCUGACAGACAAAGAUGAUGCCGAGAGCCUUGACAAAUGGCACUGCUCUUCAGGAACAUGCUUCAUCCGUAGAGACAAGAAUGGACUUGUUUACCGUGGAUGUGCCAACCCAGAGAACCUCCCCCUUGGUGUAUCUGCCUACAGACAGUGUGCCUACCAGGGAGAGUCCUUCUACUUCUUCUGCAAGGGAGAUCUGUGCAAUGCUGGACAACUGGGACAAGAAGGAGUCUGUGGCUACAAACCUGCAUACUACGGACACUACAACCCAUGUGACGGCAAGUGUGCCUACAACCCAAGUGGUCUAUUUGCUGACCAUUACAACCACAAUGGCUUCAUCCAGUGUGGAUGUGACAACAAGAAUGGAAAGACAUGUAGCUGCUGCAAGCCUUUCUACAUGAGAUGCCCAUACGGAACUGCCUUUGAUGACUCUACCAAGGUCUGCAGUAAGGCUGCUUACAAUCCUCACUACGUACCAGCUCCCUAUCACCCUGCUCCCCACCACCAUGGCCACCACGCUCAUGCCCACCGUGCCCAUCACUACUAAAGUUGGAUAAUUGUAUUUGAUGGCUUAUAAUGUAUUUGUACACCAAAGAGAACAAUAAAACUUCCACUAAUUGAUAAAUUUACUUUUUAGUUUUUUCUGUUUUGAAUUGUUUUAAAGAGAUAUCUGAAAGUCAGUGACAUUAAUUCACUACAAUUAAAUAAUCAGUCUGCAAAAUUAUAAAAUUGUAGCAAAUUUUUUAUUCCCAAAAACAAACAAGAUAAUCAUUAUCUGUGUCAGUUUAUAUCCCUAUUAUUUUGGUGAGAUAAAAAUAGGUUCAUGAAUAUGGUAAGGUCUUUCAAAUUAUUCCCAAAAAAUAUUGAGAAAGAAACAUAUGGCAUAUUGAUGAUCUCUCCAGCAUUAAAGCACAUGGGCGUUGCACACACCUGAGAUUUUAACGUUGCACUCAUUGAAUCAAUGAAAUAAUGAAAAAAAUAGGCAUAUCUU